Opisthorchis viverrini is the source of this 1460-nucleotide messenger RNA. RefSeq lists its product as hypothetical. Bases 563 to 1225 code for a protein of 220 amino acids. The record is from RefSeq and is a predicted model, not a curated record. Lineage: Eukaryota; Metazoa; Platyhelminthes; Trematoda; Opisthorchiida; Opisthorchiidae. The transcript is spliced from 9 exons.
GGGUAAGGGAUACAAAAAGCGGAGCAGUAGUAGCAGCAGCAGCUCGUCAGAUGGCGGCCAUUAUAACCCGAACAAGAUGUACAAGAAACGAGCGAAAUACGAGGCAAAAAUGCGGAAGGCGGGGCACUGUGUUUGUCGCCACUGUCCAGCGGGUGUAAUGGCAUGUCCGGAUAACUUCAUGAGGAGAUACCAUCAUCAUGGAAUGGCUCACGGUGGUCAUUUUCCACCUGCGAUGUAUGGUCCGUCAGGAUCGAUGUGUAACUAUCCACCUGGUGCGGCACCGUAUGUACGACCGGGAAUGAUGCCUUCGAGUCAAGCACAGUACCCAGGGGGGAUGAUGCAAGGUCAACCAUACGGUUCGUAUGGGCCUGCAAUGGCGCCCGGUCAGCCAGGCAUGAUGCCCGGUAUGCCCAGCCAGCCCUAUCCACAGAGUGGAAUGCCUGGACAAAUGGGUCAACCGCCACCUUAUGGCAACGCGCCGGGAAUGCCGCCGUAUUCUGGCAUGCCAGGUCAACCGCCCUUUUAUUAAUCCCCGGAACUAGAACCGGCCUUUUUGCUUGCCAUGCAUCACAUUCAACUGCAGCUCCUGUACGUCCAACACUUCGAAGCCUUUUCAAACCCCGACGCAAUUACUUCGAUCGAACUGACUGCCCUCUUGCCCUCCUCCCCGUUCUGGCUGCGCAUCUGUGAUGAGGCAGAGGCCGCUGCAGCUGGAUAUGCUGGAUUGGGCAUUGUCUUGGGCGGUCGAUCGGGAGCGUCUCUACUUGACUGGAUGUUCACUGAUAAUCGCCUCUCCGCGGCUGGACGCUGUGUUUGUCGUCACUGUCCACAAGGAGUCAUGGCCUGCCAGGACAAUUUCAUGAAGAAAUACCAACAUCAUGGAAUGACUUCCGGCAGUUACGGUGGAGGUGUGAUGUGUGGUCAACCAGGAUCGAAGCCGAAUUAUCCUACUGCCGGGGUGUCGUAUCAACAACCUGGAAUGAUGCCGGCGAAUCCGACACAAUAUCACGGAGGGAUGAUGCCAGGUCAGGGCUCGAUGCCGUAUGGUCAGCCGGGUUCAAUUCCUUAUGGUCAGCCGGGUUCAAUGCCUUACAGUCAGUCAGGUGUAGCGCCAGGUAUGGCGCCAAUGAUGCCCGGCAAUCCAUACCCGCCUGGUGGAAUGCCUGGACAGAUUCGGCCUUAUGGCAACACUCCCGGAAUGCCAGGCCAACCUCCUUUUUAUUGACCACGUCAACGUUCAGUUAAGCUCAAUUUUUUGCACACUGUUGCGUGCCAAACCUUUUCACAUUUCUCUGUUACUUGUAUUCAGAAUGGUUCUUCCAAAAAUGUUUUUCAAAGAGACUUUACUUAUCUUCAUUCCUUCGGACUAUUCCGUUUGUAUUUUGCCAUUUUUUAAUUCUGGGCAACCAUGCUUCACGUGAUUUUUAACCUUUCUGAUUUUGUUUUUCUUCUAGUAGUCG